AGGGGAGACAGACUGUGGAGGAGAAGACGCGAAGCUUCAUCUCUGCCUGGCUGGAGAUGAAAGAUACUUUUAUCUCACUCUGAACAAACGGAUUUCACUUGGUGCCGCCAUGUAUUUUGGCAGUGUGUGUCACAGCGCUCUGCCACCGCUGCUCCGCCCCGCGUUGGGCAGAACCCAACCCUCCGCCGACCUCAAGCCCCUCCUCCCCUUCCAGCUGCUGCCUGCAUUCACAGACAUGGAUCACGCCCAUAAAGCUCUGAUCAGCCAAGGCUUCGGGCUAACAUCGCCGCUGAAGAGGAAGCCCAGUUCCUGCGGAGUAUGUCGACUGAGGUUCAACUCUGAGGCACAGGCUACUUCCCAUUACAGUGGCACCAAACACGCAAAAAAGCUAAAAGCAAUGGACACCCCCGAAUCAAAGAUCAGGACCUCUGAACCGGUUGCCAAGGAAACCACAUCGCAAAUCCUCCCGUCACUCUGCUCACAGCCCUCCAGCUCCGACACAACAUCAGGAGAACCCUCAGCCUCAAACCUCACCUCAGAGGCGGCACCAUCGAGCAUCGACCCCACUGAAACUGUGAACGCGUCCUCUGACCCCUCCCUGUCGCCCAGCCAGGGGACACCGGAGAAAGAGACACAAAGAGACGGAGAGGCGGAGGUCCCAGAGGAGGAAACAGAAGAGGAGAAAGCUAUGCGUCUUCUCUACUGCUCCCUCUGCAAGGUUGCCGUCAACUCUGCCUCCCAGCUGCAAGCCCACAACAGCGGCACUAAGCACAAGACGAUGCUCGAGGCGAGGAGUGGUCAUGGAGCCAUCAAGUCCUUUCCCAGGGCGGGGGUCAAGGCCAAGUUGGUCAUGCCCACUGAGUUGUCAACGGGGCUCCAGAACAAAACUUUCCACUGUGAGAUCUGUGAUGUGCACGUCAACUCCGAGACUCAGCUCAAACAGCACAUCAGCAGUAGGAGGCACAAGGAUAGAGCAGCAGGUAAACCAGCCAAGCCUAAGUUCAGCCCUUAUACUCCCACCCAGCGCCACCAGAGUUUCCAAGCAAUCCGUCUCGCUCUACGGAAGAACCAAGACCCGACCAAACCUCUCGCCUCCUGUCUCCUACAGCGCCAACUCUCCGUUGCCGCUGCUGCUGCCAUGACAACGUUGCCCCCCUUCUCUCUCCGCCCUGUCUCAAACUCGAGCCCCACCCUAUUUCAGAGUCAGCCCCUCCCCCAGGCGCUGCUGCAUCCGGCCCCUGGACCCAUCUGUUCGACACACACGCCGGUUCUGUUUUCCCCCUACUGACCCUGUCGACGUCUCAAUCAGCUUUGAACUGCAGCUAAAAGCAGACUUGAGACCUGAACAAGUUGUGAUAUAAGACAGUGCUUACUGUGCUCUACUAACAAUAGAUACUGUGGGUGUCAUGGACCAGGACUGAAGAGUAUUUGCUGGGCAAAAAACAUUAAGUACAUUGGGAUGGAGGAAGAAGAAAGCAGCAAAUGAGUGAAAACAAGAGUAUUUUCUGAUCUGUGUGCGUGUGUGUGUGCAUGUGCAGAUAUAGCCAUCAUAGAAGUACAACUUUUUACAACAUGUUUGCUGUACUACUGCUUCAUUCCUCCAUUAAUAACCAAAUAUUAUAAAUGCUGAUCAUCUAUGAAAAUCCCUCUAAAAGCAACGAUAAGAAACUUUUAUUUUGCGUUGAUUUUGGCGACCCCUGUGGACAAAAGCGGUACUGUUUCCAUGAGCACCAAGGCUUUGUGUGUGAAAACCUUGGUCUGGGUAGCAUGGGUAUUUCUUUUGGAAGAAAGAUGGACCUUGUAAUACUAUUUUGUACUGAUAUAGAACUACAUCUUGCAAAUAUUUCAUAAAUGAAAUAGACAUAAUUCAUACUUAUCAAGGAGGACAAGGGCUAAUUAAGGAUCCUUUUGAAUUCUUUUAAAUGCCCAAAUUCUUUCCAUCUGUCGAAUGGCUGACCAAGGUUUAACGUGUUUUCACCCGUGCUUCAUCACUGUCCCUUUGACCUUUUUUUAUGUUCUUUUGGUAAGUUCUUUUAUUUUCCUCUUUGCUGAAUCUACCGCAGUAUCAGCCAUGACCACAAAUUAUAACAGAAAAACUAAAUUCCUCUAAAGAAAAAUCUCCGCCUGCUUCCUUUGAACUGGCUACUCACUGCCAAGCUUUGCCUGGACAACGUAAAUGCAGACUUCUCUUGAUAUAAAUCGUUUCACUCGAAACUGGUGACAGGCAUUAAGAAUACUGUAUAGAAACAGCCAAUCUUCUCACUGAUGGUCUCAUUUGCUUAUGUAGGUCAUAUAAAGGCAUCAGUAUUAAAUUGAGAUGAUUUCAAAACGAAUAAACUCCUUGUGGCUGCUUUAAAAUGGACAGUUUAAUCCAGUAUAGAUAUAUGAAAAAUGCAUUAUGGUGAACUUCCAUGAUGACUAUAACUGUGUGUGUUUAUGUGUGCAGCUAUGCAUAUCAGUAUGAAAGCCAAUCUGAGCAUGCUUGACUAAAGAGGUUUAUUAUUUUCCAAUAAACAUUAGCUGUGGACACUCAUGUUGGAUUCCAGGAAAUUCUUUAUUACCAAUUUAAAAAUCCUUAAUGGUGUUUGAAUGGUAAUACAUUUUUGUUGCGACAUACAUUAAAUAAGAUGCAUACACCAUGACGAACAUCUAUGUUCU
Molecule: messenger RNA, 2658 nt
Organism: Centropristis striata (black sea bass)
Lineage: Eukaryota; Metazoa; Chordata; Actinopteri; Perciformes; Serranidae
Product: zinc finger protein 385D-like
Exons: 8
Coding region: 110-1288 (392 amino acids)
Cellular component (GO): nucleus
Molecular function (GO): zinc ion binding; nucleic acid binding
Source: RefSeq, a predicted model, not a curated record